GACAUGGGAGAAAUUCCAAGUCACCUGUGACAUCAAGAUCAGGAUCAAGAUCAGCUCCUUCUAGGCUGACACCCCUGCCACGCCUCCCUGCCACACCCCCUGCCGCGCCCCCUGCCACACCAUGAACCUGCGGUGCCUGCCUCGCCUGCUGCACCUGUCUCACAAAAAUGGACCUCAGGUGGUCAGAAAAAUGUUUGCUGAGGGCUGCCUGCCAGAUUUGCCCUUAGCAGCAGCAGCAGCAGCAAGAGUCAGAUCCCUGCACAUAGACAGAGCUGAGGACACACCUACAAAGACAGUCAGAGAUAUAAUAUGCAGUCUUACAAGCAAGGUCGGGGCAGCUCACAGCUUUUCCGAGGCUGUGGACCGCAGUCAUCUCCUCAAGCUGCUGCCACAGUCCCAGGAGGAGCUUCCGCCACGGACCAUGAAGGACAGCUGGGAUGCUGCCAUCAUCCCGCUUGGCUCCGAGAAGAGGCUGCGGGAGAAGUACGUCACCUUCAUGGGAGGCGUGAGGGUGGGGCGCCUGCUGGAGGACCUUGACGUGUUUGCAGUCUGGCUGUGCUACAAACACCUCAAGAACCCUCGUCAAACCCCAGACUUGCCCAGCCCAUACAGCGUUGUCACGGCUCUGGUGGACCGCAUUGACUUCAACCAAGGAUGGUCCCUGCACCCAGAAAGGGACAUCCGCAUCUCCGGGCACGUGUCCUGGGCUGGCCGCUCCUCCAUGGAGACCAUCAUCACCGUGGAGCAGCGAGUGGACCACACAUGGCGGCAGGUGACCCGAGCAGUGUUUGUGAUGGUUGCCCGGGACCCGCUCAACCAAGGGUCAGCAAUAGUCAAUCCACUAGUAUGUGAAACCCCGGAGGAACAGAAGAUCUUUCAAGCUGGUGAGGUAAACAAGCUGCACCGCAAGGUCCUCCAGGAGGAGAGCCUGUUCCGAGUCCCCCCCAAUGAGACAGAAAAGACACUUGUUCAUGAGCUCUUCAUGUCGCUAGCCAACCCCAAAGAGCUGUCCUUCACCUCCAAGAAUGUACCAGAGAAUUCAAUGUGGAUGGAACAAACCAAGCUGAAGAACCUAAUCAUUUGCCACCCUGAGCACAGAAACCGGUUCAAGAAGGUGUUUGGAGGAUUUAUCAUGCGGCAGGCGUAUGAGCUAGGCUGGGCAUGUGCCUUUACUAUUAGUAAACAGCGUCCAAGAUGCCUACACAUUGACGACAUCAUGUUCCGCAGGCCUGUGGAGGUUGGAUCCCUGCUCUACCUCAACUCACAGGUGGUGUACACAGAAGGAUGUCACAUGCAAAUCAGCACAAAGGCAAGUGUGAUGGAUGCAGCAACGUCGUCCAAAAACCUCACCAACAUCUUCCACUUCACCUACGAGACAGACCAGCCCGUCCCCACCUCCAUCCCCAAAACCUAUCAUGAGGCCAUGCUGUACCUGGAUGGCCGGCGUCACUACCAGCUGGUGAGGGGCGUGCGCAAGUUCUAUGGCCAAGGAGAAACCAAAUCAGACACUUCAUUGUAGUCAUUAGAGAAACUGCAAUAACACACUGAAAAUAUCCGUAAUGUCAUUGGUAAGUCAUUGGUGAGAAUCUGAAAUAACUCUUUCAGUGUUGCUCUUGUCAGUGUUGUUAUUUGUAGACUUUUGUUGAUUGUUAUUUUUUAACACUGAUCGCGUCUCAAGAAGUCUUAGUUUUCAGUUCAGCGUGUGUAGGUCAGCUCAUGCAGGCAGAAAGUUGAGUUCAUUCAUAAUUAACCCGGUAGCAGCGGGGAUCAUGUUUCUUAAUGGUCCCUCCAAGCGAGAAAAAUGAGAAAAAAUCACCCCGCACACAAACGAUUUCAUAAUAUGUAUUAAAGCAUUUCUGAUCAGAUUAUGUAUCAUCUAUUUCGGGGGGUAAAUAUCAUGGCACAAAUUUGGCCCAUCGCUGCUACACAGUGAAGCCACAAAUUUGGCCUGUUGCUGCUACCGGGUUAAGAAAGUGUCUCUACAUGUUUGGUAUGAAUAAAAGUUAAUAAUUAACAGCAGAAAAUAAACAGAAAAGAAAACAUGGUAAGUUAGCAGUUUCUCGUCAGUCUAGCCAAGCUGCAUGGGAUUCAUUGUCCAGUCCCAAGAUUAUUUUUGGUUCCUUUUCAUUGGGUAAACUCAUGGAUUGUUGUUUUUGUUUGCAUUAUGUCGUACAAUUACUGAAAAGUGUUGUACGCUAAACAUGCGAGGGCACUAGCUAUGUGUGUCAAGAAGGUAACAUAAUUUGAGAUAAAAAGAUAAUUAGGUAUAGAUAAGAGAAGCUUCAAACUUCAUGAGGCAUAAUAGCAUCCUUACUCUCUAGAUACUCCAGGUUGAGGGUUCACCAUAAAAAAGGAAAGUCAGUGUCUGAAGUCUGUGUCAGACUGUCCACUGGAGUGAUCUGUAGGUCAAGAAGGGCUACACUGUCAGGCUUGAAUAUGAUGUAACACUUUUGAAAGGCCCUUAUCAUAAAUACUAUUGAUAUCAGUGGAGGGAUAAAAACCUGGAAAAUAGUGAUCACUUUUUAUACAAAGUUACCUGCAACGACUGUGAUAGGUUAAGUAGUCCUCAAGGUGCUGUGUCUGUGCUAUUUGGUAUCUCCUUGUUAAUGUUCACCCAAUGCCCUGUCUGUAAUGUCAUUAAAUUAUUGACAAAG
Messenger RNA from Eriocheir sinensis (Chinese mitten crab), 2654 nucleotides. RefSeq names its product acyl-coenzyme A thioesterase 9, mitochondrial-like. The coding region runs from base 122 to 1519 and encodes 465 amino acids. Gene Ontology annotation, molecular function: fatty acyl-CoA hydrolase activity. The record is from RefSeq and is a predicted model, not a curated record. Gene Ontology annotation, cellular component: mitochondrion. NCBI's taxonomy places the organism in Eukaryota, Metazoa, Arthropoda, Malacostraca, Decapoda, Varunidae. The transcript is spliced from 11 exons. Gene Ontology annotation, biological process: acyl-CoA metabolic process.